CUGGCAGGAGUGGUGGGCGGGGCAUAGGCCGAGCUGCCUAGUUCAUUGGUGGAAAUUGGACCCCUCGUUUUCCCGUUACCGCCACGUUGGCGCUGCCUAGAGCCCGGCGGCCGUUAGCUCGGCUGUCUGUGCGCGUGUCCCGGGAAACCAUAGGGUUGGAAGGACUUUUAAAGAUGUGGGAGGAAAGCCAAAAGCUGAAGAUAGCCCGAUAUCACCGGUCUUCUUAGCUCUACCAUGGUCAGAUUUUAGUCUGGAAGAAUUUGAGGUUAUUGAGGGCAACGGCGGGUGGCAGAAAUCAGACACUGGAAAUCUAGGUUGGCUCCAGUUGAAACAGCUUGAACGGGGUCCCUGCGACUUACCUUCUGCACCAAUUACGAGAGCGAUGACGUCUGGGUGUUACGAGGUUCUCGAAGUGAGUGGGUAGAAAUGAGAAGACCCAGAGUGCCCAUCUUUCCUGCCCUGCUUCUCUCCGUCUGCACUCUGCCUUGACCUACCCAUGGGACCUCUCAAGGCAUGCCAGGUACUUCCUCCAGGAUCUUUUAGGGACAGGCCCUGGAUAUUCUGAAGCGCCUUUACAUGGAGCACGAAGAUGAUGAUGAUGACGAUGUGUCUUUUGCCAAAUGGAUGAGCAGCUUCUGGGGUCACAGCUGGAUAGAGGAGGAUGAGCGAGGACUCCGGGACCGCCGUGGAUCACAAGACGCCAGUUACAGGAAAAGCUCCCUGCCCUGCCCAUUGAUUCCACUGCCUCACUGCUGUAGAAAGGUCCUACUGUUCAAGAAGUUUCCUGUGCUUCCCAGAAUGAUGUCUUCUGCCAGCCAUCCUAGAAGGUAUUCUUAUGAGGACCAGGGAUUUCGAUGCCACACUCAUGUGCGGGAUCACAGAAAGUGCUCAGGGGAUGGGUCAUUCGAGGAGCCAUUGGAUUCAAAAGGAAGAUCCCAUUCUAAAAUUCAGUCAUUUUCAGACUCCUCUGAACAGCAACUGUGCUUUAGAACCAAACGUUCCGUCUCUUUGGGACCAGAGAGCAGAAAGGAGAGAAAUGAGAGAGAGCGCCGGUUUCUGGAAGUGAGGUCUUGCAAGAAAGCAGAGGGAAAAAGGAGCUCUAGGAAGGAAGAGCAUGGAGAAGCGUACCUGCCCACCCUGUCUGAAAAAGCGCACAAAUAACCCUUUGCUUCUACACCACGACUACUGACGCUGCUGUGUUUUUUGAGCCCCAGUUCACCAGACCCAGGAACGGUACCUGUGAGAGGGUCUGCAGAUGCUGAGUGACUCAGGUGGGUGGUUGAUUCAGCUGCUCCCCAAGACAGCUUGCAUCAUACCCCACCUGCUUUUCAGAGUAUGAUCUACUCUGUUGCCCUUUUAGGGGAUUAAAAAGAAUAAAAGAUAUUUUAAUAGAAUAAAGUUAUUCUUGAAAAUGUAAAGAGAGAUAUUUAAAGAGCCACCCACACAUCUUCACCAACCCUUCUUGCACAUCAGCCUCACAAAUAAUCUUAAAUAAAAGUUAUUGGUGUGACUCGAA
Cervus elaphus (red deer) is the source of this 1516-nucleotide messenger RNA. It is a transcript of the gene LNP1, whose product is annotated as leukemia NUP98 fusion partner 1. The coding region runs from base 577 to 1161 and encodes 194 amino acids. The transcript is spliced from 6 exons. Lineage: Eukaryota; Metazoa; Chordata; Mammalia; Artiodactyla; Cervidae. The record is from RefSeq and is a predicted model, not a curated record.